This is a messenger RNA of Striga asiatica, 621 nucleotides long. NCBI's taxonomy places the organism in Eukaryota, Viridiplantae, Streptophyta, Magnoliopsida, Lamiales, Orobanchaceae. The record is from the annotation of a GenBank genome assembly.
AUGGAGAUAAAGAAUAUAGCAGUUACCUGCAUCAUCUCGGGCGAAGUUACUAGACGAAUAAAUUCAGGAUUCUGCAUAGUUAAGAAUGCUAAAGCCGCCCAUACCACCAAAUUAGCAGAAAAUGUGAAUUGGAGACUGGAUGAAGGAAUCGAAGUGCAUAACAGCGAUUGCAGCAGUCACUGUGACCAGAGGCCCAAGGGUUGGGAAGUGGGCUCGUAUUCGGAGAAGCAGACAGCCAUGGUUUUACGGAUGGUCUCAGGAUCGUUAACUAUGUGCACAAGUUCUGGGUUACGAUCCAUAAACUCACGCACACGUGAACCGUUCAUGAUCAAAUCGUGCAUGGUUUCGGGACUGAUUGUCGAGCUCAAUAUCUGGUAUGCAUCCAAAAUAGCCCGAAUCAUGUUAGGGUUUUGGGUGAGCAUGUCAGGAAUUGGAAGUCCAAAUAAACCACUGCCGUUUCCUGAUCCGUUCAGCAGUGUAGAAAGAAAUGAAGAUCCAAGACCGAAACCUCCGAGUGGCGAACCUCCUUCAGAAUCAACAUCACCUGUUGAAUUCGUACUUUUGACUCCAGCAUGGCUUGUGGCUGCACUAUGUGACGGUGCAUCUGAGGAAAGACCUUGA